UUUUUGGUAGAAUGUUUGACGGUCAAGUAUUAGAUAUGAUCGAAGUUGGAAUUGAAAAGGCGGUCACCAUGAAUGAAUUAAAAACACCAAAAUGUUCUGUGGGCAUGAAACCUCUCUUUAUUUUCAAUGGGUUAGAAUACGUGAUUUCUAUAACUGCUACUGGAUCCAUCACCGGUUCUGAUAGUACGACUUUUGAUGGAAAAAUUUUCUUCAGAGUUUAUACAAUCCAAAUGACAAAAUCAGGUCAGAAAAUACCAAGAGUUGAAUUAGAAGAGAUGGGACCAAGUUAUGAUUUCAAAUUUAGGAGGACUAAAUUUGCAAAAGAGGAAGUUUAUAAAAUUGCCACAAAAAUUCCCAAAACGUUAAAG
This is a messenger RNA of Racocetra persica, 368 nucleotides long. The record is from the annotation of a GenBank genome assembly. Lineage: Eukaryota; Fungi; Glomeromycota; Glomeromycetes; Diversisporales; Gigasporaceae.